GUGUGUGUGCAAAUAUCUUCAGUGGUGCAGCUAAUUCUGUUAAAAAGAACGAACCGCAACUGUGCCGGCGACUUCGUUCGUUUUCGCUCGCUGCUCUCCGGCGACGAUGUUGAUCGCGCUCGGCCUGACGCUGUCACUUCUGUCGGUUUUGUUAAUCGUACGUAAAUGGUACCUGCGGCGAUUCCGAUGCAGCAAGAUCAUCCGCCUGGUGGUGCUCGGCGAUGUCGGCAGGAGUCCGAGGAUGCAGUAUCACGCGAUGUCCUUCGCUAAACAAGGCCAUACGGUAGAGAUUGUAGGUUAUCCCGGCUCGCCGCCGUUACAGAAGAUCCGCGAGAACGCUCAGAUAUCGGUGCACCACUUGCGGCCGCCGCCCGAAUUGCAAAACAGUUUGCCGCGUCUUUUGAGCUACACGGUCAAGGUAUUGUGGCAAACUGCCAAUCUCCUGUGGCUUUUGAUUCGCAGACCCAUACCGCACUCCUUGAUAAUGCAGAAUCCACCUGCAAUACCAACGAUGCCAGUAACCUGGUUUUAUUGCGUCCUGAUGGAAGUACAGUUCGUUAUUGACUGGCACAAUUACGCGCAUUCUAUCAUGGCGCUGAGUUUAGGGAAGGAUCAUGCUCUGGUUAGACUGGCGAAAUUCAUCGAGAUGACAUUCGGACGUAGAGCGGGACUCAAUUUUUGCGUCAGCAACGCGAUGCGACUAGAUUUGCUGAACAGAUGGGGUAUUAAGGCAGGUCACUUGCUUGACAGGCCAGGUGAGCAAUUCCGUUCGAUAUCUUUGGCGGAGAAGCACGAGUUUCUGCUAAAAUUAGCCGAGAAGUACGAUGUAUUUAAAGGCCCCAGGAAAGACUCGAGUAUCUUUACCGAGUGUUCGUCGAACGGUGUGCACUUGUCACCCAAGAGGCCCGGCUUCAUCGUGUCCAGUACCAGCUGGACCGAGGAUGAAGAUUUCUCCAUACUGCUGAACGCAUUGCAAGAGUACGAAAACGCGUGCGAGAGCGGCGAGUCGAACUUGCCCGACUUGAUCUGUGUGAUAACGGGUAAAGGGCCGUUGAAAGAUUUUUACAUCGCCAUCAUCGAUCUGAAGAAAUGGCGGCACGUCAAAGUGGUGACGCCGUGGCUGGAGAACGAGGACUAUCCGAAGAUGUUAGCCAGUGCAGACUUAGGCGUGUGCCUUCACAUCUCGUCCAGCGGACUGGAUCUACCGAUGAAGGUGCUCGACAUGUUCGGCUGCGGCUUGCCGGUCUGCGCGUACAACUUCGACUGUUUGUCCGAGCUGGUGGAACACAACGAGAACGGCCUGGUGUUCGAGAACGAGACAGAGUUGGCGCAACAGUUGAAGACCUGGUUCCACGAUUUCCCUAACAACGAGACGCAGCGACAGCUGGAAGAGAAGUUCCGGCAGAACCUAGUAUUGACGCACCAGCUGAUCCCAUCGACGCAAUGCUUGGUUACACUCUCCAUGCGCGAUGGGGAAUUGAACGACCGGCCGAUAAUAGGUAUAUUGACGCAAGAGAUAGACUACCAUUUGAAUCUGACCCACCCCGGCCAGUAUCACAGCUACAUCGCCGCGUCCUAUGUGAAGUUCGUCGAGGGUGCUGGCGCUCGACCUGUUCCAAUCUGGAUCGGGGGUAACGAUUCAUAUUAUGAGGAUGUCCUGAGCAAAGUGAAUGGAGUUCUGUGGCCGGGAGGCUCGACGUAUUUCAAUCAGAGCGACGGAUACGCCGACGCAGGCGCCGCGAUUUACAGGAUCGCGAAGAAAAUCAAUGACAGGGGCGAGUACUUCCCGAUACUCGGUAUUUGCCUCGGCUUCGAGUUGUUGACGUAUGUCGCGGCGAACGGUGUUGAGCACAGGAAUGUCUGUUUCAGUCAAAAUCAGGCGCUCGCGUUGGAAUUCAAACCUGACUUCAACAAAAGCAACCUGUUCCAAUACGCCCCAUCGGAUGUCGUGGAGAUCUUGAAAUUGGAACGCGUCACGGCGAAUUUUCAUAUGUUUUGCGUCACGGAAGAGGGUCUGCGCAGUGUCAACUUGACCGAUGAGUUUCGCGUAAUGUCGCUCAAUCACGACAAAAUGGGCCAGAAAUUCAUCUCGACGUUGGAGCACAAGAACUAUCCGUUCUACGGCAUACAGUUCCAUCCGGAGAAGAACCUCUACGAAUGGAAGACCAGCAAGAAUAUCCCCCACGGAGCCGAUGCUAUCCGGGUGGCUCAGUAUUUCGCCGAUUUCUUUAUUAACGAGGCACGUAGGAAUACGCACAGAUUCAGCUCGCCGCAAGAGGAGGAACAGAGUCUGAUGUACAAUUAUCCUGUCACCUACACAGCCCCACAGGGCUCCGCAUUCCUGCAGUGUUACAUGUUCAAGAAAAACGACCGCUCGUUUCACAGGAACGUUUUGUGAUAUGUAAUAAGCUUGGAGUGAAGUUUUAUUCUUAAGGUAGAAAUAUGUCUCUCUUUCUCACAUACAAAUGUCAUCUUUCUCUCUCUCUCUCUCUCUCCCUCUCCUCGUUCGUGUAUAAUAUAAAAUAAUUUUGUAAGUGCGUCUUUUCCACGCGUCUCGGAUUUUCGCUCUGAUAAUCGUACGUGUGUAUGUGUAUAUAUUACGCGCGCACACGCGAGAUAUCUCGACAUACAAAAUUACUAGCCAGUUAAUCCGUGUGAAUUUUGUACGAAACAAUAAUAAUCGUUAUCAAGCGUUACGACGACGUGGCGGCGGCACUGGGGAACAUACACAACAAACAAAAAGAUAGUACGCGUAAUUUCCACAUUUAACAUAACACCAGUGUAUAUUGUGUCACAACUGGGAUACAUAAUAUUACAAUGGUGCAUAAUAAAAUUCUAUACAUAUUUUGUUCUAUCUAAAGUAAAUCAUAUUUACUCGUAUCUUUCUUUCUUUCGCUCGCUCGCUCUGUCGCUUUCUCUCAAUCUCUCCCUCGUUCCGACGCGUUCCUGCUCCGAACCGAAGCGUCGUCACCGAUCGAUCCCCACACGCCCGUGGUGAAACAUCUUCCCGUUCGACGAGAUCCAAGAUGUGCGCCGCUUACGAAGCACAGCAGUGACAUCACGACGCCGUCUAAGCCCGCAGCGACGCGCGACUCGCCUCGGAGACGGAAAAUGCCCGGAGCCGGAGCUUGCUGUGACGUUCACACUUUUCUCACGUCUUCUCUUUA
Dinoponera quadriceps is the source of this 3167-nucleotide messenger RNA. Its product is annotated as chitobiosyldiphosphodolichol beta-mannosyltransferase-like. Gene Ontology annotation, molecular function: mannosyltransferase activity; omega peptidase activity. Gene Ontology annotation, cellular component: endoplasmic reticulum. The transcript is spliced from 14 exons. NCBI's taxonomy places the organism in Eukaryota, Metazoa, Arthropoda, Insecta, Hymenoptera, Formicidae. The record is from RefSeq and is a predicted model, not a curated record. The coding region runs from base 107 to 2398 and encodes 763 amino acids.